AUGAGUGUCCUCUCAGCUCUUCGCCGGGCUUCGCUGCACCAGUCGCUUCUCCCGCGCCGCUUCUUCUCGAUUCCCAGCUCUCGCCCGCUCGCGCUCGUGAUCGCCUGGAACAAGCUAGCACCAGAAGCGCCAGACCGCUUUUACUUCCACUACAGCGACCCGAUCGACUGGCCCCUCGUGCUCCAAGACGAGUUGGGACUCCCAUGGACCCCGAAGAUCCUCAGCGUCGUCAGCUCGUUCAGUGACGAUCCGGGCGUCACAGCGACCUUCAACAUUUCGUACGACAAGCUCAUGGACACCAAGGCGUACUUUCAGGAACAUCAAAGACGCCACAACGAGCUCAUGGCGAGCUUCAAGAAGGACGCUAAGUUCGAAUUGCGCGACGGAUUGGCGGCGCUCGUGCUCAAGCGCGAUCUCGCCGAGCUCGGCAGCUUUACCGCUCGAUACUGUGAGUUUAAGAUCGCCUUGCAGCAAAGUGAGUCGAAGGCGAGCGCGGGGAAGACACGCAAGUCGACGAAGAGCAAAAAGUCGUCGAAACACGCCAACGCUCACGCUCUGGACGAAGGGGUCUAUGGUCUCUACCGCUACACGAAGCUUUGCGAGAUUAUCGCCACGUUGACCCCAGACGAUUUCCCGGAUCUACCCGACGCCAAGCUCAUCUUUCAAGCGAGGCUGGAGGAGUUUGAGCGCCUCGCGACCGAGGCUCAGAAGUGGCCCUAG
Molecule: messenger RNA, 720 nt
Organism: Saprolegnia diclina VS20
Lineage: Eukaryota; Oomycota; Saprolegniomycetes; Saprolegniales; Saprolegniaceae
Exons: 2
Coding region: 1-720 (239 amino acids)
Source: RefSeq, a predicted model, not a curated record